Molecule: messenger RNA, 495 nt
Organism: Labrus mixtus (cuckoo wrasse)
Lineage: Eukaryota; Metazoa; Chordata; Actinopteri; Labriformes; Labridae
Product: collagen alpha-1(I) chain-like
Exons: 2
Coding region: 142-480 (112 amino acids)
Molecular function (GO): protein binding
Source: RefSeq, a predicted model, not a curated record
UGUUUAGGCAGUAGGGAGUUUCUGCUAGGGUCUGGAUUGGAGUUAUACGCAGACCGGACCCUACCCUGUAUGAGUGGUGUCUGAGGAGAAAAGAGGAUUCCCCCCUUUGUCGCAAAGAAUCUACAUGUCUAAUAUUUAGACAUGUUCAGCUUUGUGGAUAUUCGGUUAGCGCUGCUGCUCAGCGCAGCAGUGCUUUUGGCCAGAGGUCAAGGCGAGGAUGAUAGCGCGUUCGGCAGCUGCACAUUAGAUGGACAGUUCUACAACGAUAAGGAUGUAUGGAAACCAGAGCCCUGCCAGAUCUGCGUCUGCGACAGUGGAACCGUCAUGUGCGACGAAGUGAUCUGCGAGGACACAUCCGAGUGUGCCGACCCCAUCAUCCGAGACGGAGAGUGCUGCCCUAUGUGCCCCGACGGUACUUCACCUUCUUCUUCCUCCUCCUCCUCCUCCUCCUCCUUCUGCACCGAAUCUGGGGUCGAUUAGCUUUUUGGCGCCACC